GGUUUCACGUUUCCUGUGAACUCUGGACUGCGCGUUCAUGUCCUCUGCAGCUAAAGCCAUGUCCAAGUUCCGUCUGGCGGUGGUCCAGAUGCGCGUGACCAGCGUCAAGGCAGAGAACCUGAGCAGAGCCCGGAAGCUGGUGAAGGAGGCGGCGGGAAAGGGCAGCCAGCUGGUUCUACUUCCGGAGUGCUUUAACUCCCCCUAUGGGACCAGUUUCUUCUCCCAGUACUCUGAGAGGAUCCCAGGGGAAUCUUCUGAGAUGCUGUCGGAGACGGCCAGAGAGAACCAGGUGUACCUGGUGGGAGGGUCGAUCCCGGAGGCGGGGGAGGGGGGCCGGCUCUACAACAGCUGUCUGGUGUUCGGUCCGGAUGGAGAGCUGCUCCUCAAACACAGGAAGAUCCACCUGUUUGACAUCGACAUCCCGGGGAAGAUCCGCUUCCAGGAGUCUGAGACCCUGAGUCCUGGUAGUGGUCUGUCCAUGUUCCAGACCCCGUUCUGUAAGGUCGGCGUGGGGAUCUGCUACGACAUGAGGUUUGCGGAGCUGGCUCAGCUCUACAGCAGGAGAGGCUGUGAGCUGCUGGUCUACCCCGGGGCCUUCAACAUGACCACGGGGCCGGCCCACUGGGAGCUGCUGCAGAGGGCCAGGGCUCUGGACAACCAGCUGUACGUUGCCACGGCGUCGCCGGCCCGAGACGAGACGUCCUCCUACGUGGCCUGGGGCCACAGCAGCGUGGUUAGCCCCUGGGGGGAGGUGAUCUCGAAGGCCGGACCGGAGGAGGCCGUCAUCUACGCCGACGUGGACCUGCAGUACCUGGCCGACAUCCGGCAGCAGAUCCCCGUCACGGCUCAGCGGCGCGACGACCUCUACGAGGUGACCUCCACGCAGUGACCUCUACGGUGACCUCUACGAGGUGACCCCCACGCAGUGACCUCUACGGUGACCUCCACGCAGUGACCUCUACGGUGGGAUCUCUAUGGUGACCUCUGUGCCGAAAUGAGAAGUUGUUCAAUAGAUGUUACAUUAUGGUCUUUAAAUAGUUGAAGAGGAACUUUUGUGUUUUAUGGAACCGUUUCUAUGAUUUUAUAACACUAAUGAGGACAUCAAGGUUUCAAAGCGCUCUUUUUUAUAUAUAAAUAUAUAUAUUUAAAUAUAUCAAAUAUAUAUAUUUUAUACAUUUAUAUAUUUAAAUAUAUAUGUUAUUUAUAUAUAUAAAUAUAUAAGUAUAUAAGACUUAACUGAUGAAGUUAAAACUGAUUCCAGCUUCUUAAAUUAAUAUUUUCCUCAGUGAACUUUUUGAUUUUUUAGAAACACGAUUUUUCACCCUUUAUUAAAAUGUUGAAUAUCAAAUUAAUGGAUUAUUAAUCAUAAAGAAAUAAUCAUUACAUCUUUUACUAUUUUUGUAAAUUAAAGUUUUUCAUGAUGUAGAAAUAUUUAAAUCUUUGUUUUUGAACGAUUGUUGAUUUAAAUAAACAUAGUGUCCUGAUGUAAAUAAAAAAUAAAGCCUGAA
Molecule: messenger RNA, 1508 nt
Organism: Pseudoliparis swirei
Lineage: Eukaryota; Metazoa; Chordata; Actinopteri; Perciformes; Liparidae
Gene: nit2
Product: nitrilase family, member 2
Exons: 10
Coding region: 38-889 (283 amino acids)
Biological process (GO): oxaloacetate metabolic process; L-glutamine metabolic process
Cellular component (GO): mitochondrion
Molecular function (GO): omega-amidase activity
Source: RefSeq, a predicted model, not a curated record